Messenger RNA from Musa acuminata subsp. malaccensis (wild Malaysian banana), 1704 nucleotides. RefSeq names its product protein DETOXIFICATION 49-like. The record is from RefSeq and is a predicted model, not a curated record. Gene Ontology annotation, molecular function: xenobiotic transmembrane transporter activity; antiporter activity. Gene Ontology annotation, cellular component: membrane. Gene Ontology annotation, biological process: xenobiotic detoxification by transmembrane export across the plasma membrane. NCBI's taxonomy places the organism in Eukaryota, Viridiplantae, Streptophyta, Magnoliopsida, Zingiberales, Musaceae.
UUACAAGAUUAGGACUUGGGGAGUCCAAACACUUUGCCGCUCUCUCACUCUCUUCCUCUCUAUUCCCUUGUAUGUACUUCGUGUAGAGCAAAAGCAAGGAUGUGGUUGACCGAGCCGUUGAUAAAGAGGGAGUGGCCGAGCCCGACCGAGUCGCCACCACGCCUGAAACCCGAGUGGCCAAAGCACGUGAGCGCGGCCCUGGUGGAGGCCAAGUCCAUCCUGUCCCUGGCCUCCCCCAUGGCGCUCACCGGCCUCCUCCUCUACUCCCGCUCCCUCGUCUCCAUGCUCUUCCUCGGACGCCUCGGCCGCCUCCCCCUCGCCGGUGGCGCUCUUGCCAUCGGCUUCGCCAACAUCACCGGAUACUCCGUCCUCUCCGGCCUCGCCAUGGGCAUGGAGCCCAUCUGCGGCCAGGCCUUCGGCGCCCGCCGGCCCGCCCUCCUCGGCCCCGUCCUCCACCGCGCCGUCCUUCUCCUCCUCGCCGCCUCCCUCCCCAUCGCCGCCCUCUGGGCCUCCAUGCGCUCCCUCCUCCUCCUCAGCGGCCAGGACGACGACAUCGCCGCCGUGGCCCAGGCCUACGUUCUCGCCUCCCUCCCGGACCUCCUCCUCCAGUCCUUCCUCCACCCCAUCCGCAUCUACCUCCGCUCCCAGUUCAUCACGCUCCCUUUCACCUACUGUGCCGCCGCCGCCGCGCUCCUCCAUCUCCCCGUCAACUACGUCCUCGUCUCCGUCCUCCGCCUCGGCAUCCGCGGCGUCGCCCUCGCCUCCGUCUGCACCAACCUCAACCUUCUCUUCCUCCUCCUCGUCUACAUCUGCUCCUCCGGCGUGCAUCAGCACACGGGGGCGCUCAACUUCACUGCAGAGUGCCUCGGGAACUGGAGAUCGUUGCUCAACCUCGCGAUACCCAGCUGCAUCGGGGUCUGCCUCGAGUGGUGGUGGUACGAGAUCAUGGUCCUGCUCUGCGGUCUGCUCCUCGACCCCAAGUCCACCGUCGCGUCGAUGGGCAUCCUCAUCCAGACCACCUCCUUGAUCUACAUUUUCCCCUCCUCGCUCAGCUUCGGGGUAUCGACGCGCGUCGGCAACGAGCUCGGCGCGAACCGCCCCGACCGCGCCCGCCGCGCGGCCACUGUGGGCGUGGCCUGCGGCGCCGCGCUCGGCGUCCUGGCGUUCGCGUUCGCGGUGGCGGUCAGGAAUGCCUGGGCGCGCAUGUUCACCGCGGACGCCUCGAUCUUGGCAUUGACGGCCGCGGUGCUCCCCAUCGUAGGCAUGUGCGAGCUGGGGAACUGCCCGCAGACGGCCGGGUGCGGGGUGCUGCGGGGGAGCGCGCGGCCACGCACCGGCGCCAACAUAAACAUGUGGUCGUUCUACGGCGUGGGCAUGCCGGUGGCGGCGGGGCUGGCUUUCUGGGGCAGGCUGGACUUCCCCGGACUGUGGCUCGGCAUGCUCGCGGCGCAGGGGACGUGCGUCGCGCUGAUGCUGGUGGUGGUUCGCCGCACCGACUGGAAUCUGCAGGCCGAGCGGGCGCAGCGGUUGACCGGCGGCCCUGUCGAAACUGACACAGCAGUCGUGGUGGUGGUGGUAACCAACGAAUUCGACGAGAAACAAGCAGCAGACGGCGACAACGCUGAGAUGUGUGAUUCCUAUGAUAGCCUAAAGAUCGAUCAAUCGACUGCAUCAAGUUGAUAAGCUUAAAAUUUCUCUUCUCCA